AUGGAACCAUCAACACGAGUCAAAGAAAGAUUUUGCGGCUACAAUAAUGCUUUUGCGAGAAUCGCGGCUGGGCAAGACCGCAAAAGCAUAAUUGCUUCUAUUGGUCUCACUCGCAAACUCAAGGAUCUUUCAAAGGUAUUUGAUGAAUUUCUUGAGAGGAUUAUUAAUGAGCAUGUCGAGUAUCAUGAUCGGGAUCAAACUAAGGACUUUGUGGACACAAUGAUGGACAUAAUGCAAUCUGGAGAAGCAGAAUUUCAGUUUGACCAUCGUCAUAUAAAAGCUAUCCUCUUGGACAUGCUUCUGGCUGCGAUGGACACUACAGCAUCAACAGCAGAAUGGAUACUCACCGAACUUCUUAGGCUGCAUCCUGCUGUGCCACUAUUUUUUCAUGAGGCCAUGGAAGAUUGUGUAGUCGAUGAUCUCCACAUACAAAAGGAAACCAGAAUCAUAAUAAAUUGUUACGCGAUUCAUAUGGAUCCAAAUGUUUGGCCUGACCCUGAGAAGUUUUUUCCUGAGAGAUUUGUUGGGAGCAGUAUAGAUUUUCGUGGACGCGAACUUCAACUUUUACCAUUUGGCUCUGGGUGA
Solanum lycopersicum (tomato) is the source of this 585-nucleotide messenger RNA. Its product is annotated as cytochrome P450 71AU50-like. Gene Ontology annotation, molecular function: oxidoreductase activity, acting on paired donors, with incorporation or reduction of molecular oxygen; heme binding; monooxygenase activity. The record is from RefSeq and is a predicted model, not a curated record. Lineage: Eukaryota; Viridiplantae; Streptophyta; Magnoliopsida; Solanales; Solanaceae.